ACGAACUCCCUCUAAGUCUACUGUGAUCCGAUGUGGGUGGCUACCACCGUACACGCCCUUCCUUCCAGUUCAUCUUCACCACCGGUCCGAACCCGAAACUCGUGUAUCAUAAUUUUCCGAAACCGAAAUCGUUCCGUUUCGGACGCUUCGGUGUCCGGCUCCGCCUUAACAAGUAUAAAGUUUCGGCGGCGAAGAAGCAGCUCACCGAGUUGGUGAAUCAGAAACCAGGUCAAAGUAUCUCACCUUAUACUAUUUAUUUUACGAUAAUCAGAACGUUGUGAUCAUUUUACUGGCACUUUGUGCUUUGUACUUGAUUUAAUGCUUGUAGAGACAAUUAGAAUAUUACCAUGCAUAAAGUGCUUGAGAAAUUGAGAGCGGGAUGUCUCCUAUCCAUCUCAGGUGAAUACUCGUUACGCUUCUAAUUAUUCAGUCGGAAAUUUUGGUUUGGUGUUGAUUGGAGGUCAAGUUUUCAUGGUUUCCACAUUGACGUUUUGAAAUGAAUGUGGGUAUACCGCUUGCACAGACAACCAGCAACCCUAAGAAAGUGAAGGGCAUAAUUAGCAGAAAGUUGGACAUGAAUUGGGGUAAAAGUCAUUGUCUUGAUUCUUAAACAUGGUCUUCAAACUAAGAAGGCAUCACAUCUCGUGAGUUAUAAUGUUGACUUGAUGUAGGAAAAUAUCCUAAGUUCGAAUUUUUAUUCAUUUGUUGAUUGAAGAACGAAGGUACCGAAAUGAGUUUGAUUUGAUAAACCCCCUCUUUAAAUUUGUUCACGAUCGAGUUAAUAUGCAUAUAUGAGUUAGGUUUGUUAUUAGGUCAGUAUAUUUAUCUCUUUAAACUCAAGUUCGAGUUUCUAAUUUGAAGUAAUUGUUGUAGAAUAUAGUCCUUAUAAAAGAAGAGGCGGAUCCGCAACACCACUUUUUCUACACAAGUUUUUACUUGGACCCACUUUGUAAUGUAUUUCAAAAAUCCGACCCAUCUAUCUUUUAGGUAUUUUCUCAAAGAUCACAUCUACAAAAAAUCACUCAAAUUUGAAGCCGUAUUGGAUUAAAGGUUUAGAGUUUCUUUGUUGAACUGUAUUUAUUCAUUUUUUUUCAUUACAAAUAAUUGUUUUAGUGGUGUUGGAUUUGUCUUUUUUUUUUUUUUUAAUUUUUUUUUUACGAGGACGAUGUUUUAAAAAACAGACUAUUUAGAUCGUUGAAAUACUUUACGUGUAGGGUUCCACAAAAAUUUGUGUUAAAAAAGUGGUACCACGAAUUCGUCGCAUAAAACAAUAUUAAAUUUGAGAUUAGCGUUUCUAAAGUCUAAACACGAUAUUAACUUAAAAAAUAACCUUUCUAAAAUGAAUGCUCUCAUAUUAAUUAAAGGAAAAAGAAGCUGAUGGCGGGCGAGAACUUCAAAUUGCCCGGGAAAAUUCCAGCUGUCGAUCACAUCCAAGUCAGCGUGAGAGUUCAGCUCCCCCACUGGGCCCCACCCCGGUCGUGCCACGUGUACGUUGCCACCAACUGGACCGUUUACGCGUCGCUUUCCAACGAACGAACGCACACUGCAUGAGACUUUAGCAUUCGGCAGUUCUUCUUCUCCGUCCAGGAGAGAGUGAAUUUUCGUCGGCAUUGAAGGCGCCAAAUUUUUCUAGGGUUUUUGGAGAUUUCGGAUGCGCGCGAAUGUCGUCGUCGGCGGAGACCAGCGACGGAGAGCACGAGGUGGAGCUGAUCGUGCACGACCCAUCUGCAUCGGGGGAUGACGGUGGCGAGGCCGUCGCAGACGAGAUAGCCCCGCUCUUGACGCAGCCGGAGAAGCCCAAAAUCAACAUUUUCACCCUCUCUUAUCCUCGAGGAACAUCUAAGGAUCGGGUACGGAAACCACUUGAAACGGAGACAUCCUCAGUAGCUCAAUUUAUUUCGUGGGUAUGGAGUGGAUCGAGAUGCUCCGGUGUAUUGUGUAUGGCCAUCUCAUGUACCAUCUACUUUGUCAUGGAAUUUUUUGCUGAUGUUUUUUCUGUUCAGUCCAUUCCUUUGCUUGAGGCAGCAUUUACAAGGUGUACGAUUAUCUUGGUAUUGUCAUUUGUGUGGUUGAGAAAGUGUGGACAGCCAGUAUAUCUGGAUUGGCAACUGUAAAAAAUCUUUUGAUUUCCAGAGCCCUUACGGGGUAUAUCUCAUUGAUGUGUUUCAUUUAUUGCAUUCAAAGGUUACCUUUGUCUCAGGCUAUUGUAUUGAGCUUCACAACUCCAAUUAUGGCUUCAGUUGUGGCCAGAAUCAUUCUACAUGAGAAGUAUAAGAUUGCAGAUGUUGGAGGUUUUAGCUUCUGGAAAAGUUUCUUAGGCUACCUUUUGAUAGUCAGGGAGUGAUGUCUUUGUCGAUUGUCAUUCAUUUUCCAGGUCUUGCGUGCAGUUUCUUUGGUGUGCUCUUCAUUUUCAGACAAAUGCUUACC
Messenger RNA from Malus domestica (apple), 2427 nucleotides. RefSeq lists its product as uncharacterized. The record is from RefSeq and is a predicted model, not a curated record. Lineage: Eukaryota; Viridiplantae; Streptophyta; Magnoliopsida; Rosales; Rosaceae.